CAGCGACAAAAGUCAAAACAAAAUAAUAUGAACAACGAAUCCGGCGAACGCUCUUUAUGGAUUUAAUUUCAAGCUGUUCUGUAAAACAAUUAGUUGCCAUGAAAGCAAUAAUACAGCGAGUAACUGCAGCAAAGGUGACUGUGGGAGAAGAGCUGAUUAGUUCGAUAGGUAAUGGUUUAUGUGUUCUGGUGGGAAUCUCCAACGAAGAUAAUGCAAAUGAUGUAGAGUGGCUUGCCAAAAAGCUUCUCAACAUCCGCCUAUUCGAGGACCCCGCCGGCAAACGAUGGUCCCAGAGUGUGUUGGACCAACAGCUGGAGAUUUUAUGCGUUAGCCAGUUCACUCUGUACCAUCGGAUGAAGGGUAACAAGCCAGAUUUCAGCAGAGCGAUGCAGGGACCAGACGCGCAGAGAUUGUACACUUCUCUGUUGCAAAGGCUGACCUCCCUCUAUAGGGCAGACCGCAUCCGGGACGGCAAAUUCGGUGCUAUGAUGCAGGUUCACAUCCAAAACGAUGGUCCCGUGACGAUCGAGAUCGAGUCUCCACCUCAAAGCCAGCAGGAACUGGACAAAUUGAAGCGAGCCAACGAGCAUAAGGCGAAAAGUAUGAAAACAAAAGAGUUUGAGAAGGAGUGUGAUAAUAAGAUAAAUAAAGUGUUUUAAGUGUUAUCAUUAUCGUUCAA
Messenger RNA from Toxorhynchites rutilus septentrionalis, 679 nucleotides. RefSeq names its product D-aminoacyl-tRNA deacylase (gene Dtd). Gene Ontology annotation, biological process: tRNA metabolic process. The record is from RefSeq and is a predicted model, not a curated record. Gene Ontology annotation, cellular component: cytoplasm. The transcript has 3 exons. Lineage: Eukaryota; Metazoa; Arthropoda; Insecta; Diptera; Culicidae. Gene Ontology annotation, molecular function: D-tyrosyl-tRNA(Tyr) deacylase activity. The coding region runs from base 57 to 659 and encodes 200 amino acids.